CUCGGGACAACACACAUGUCGCACUUGUUGGUACGGCGGCGUGGCGGGGGAACGUCGUCUACAAAGCAGCAGCGCUCUCGCAGCGAAGAGCGGCGCUGUGACGUUGUGGAGAGCGAGCCUCUCCUUUGGGUGGCUGAUGAGCUGACCGAGGAGGAAGCCCGCUGCUGGGAGGAGAGCGACGACGAAGAGUGCGGCGACUCUGCCGAGGUCGGUUAUUCGGCGCCGGGAGUGCCAGGAGCGCGGAGGCAGCAGCGGCAGCAGCACCAUUGGCAGCGGCUGUUUCGGAUCCCGCGCGACGUUCCCGAGCCGGUCGGCGGGCGCGGAUUGGUUUCUGGCGCGGGGCACGUGGCACGCGUCGGCAGCGGGCACGACGAAGCGCGGGAAGCGGCGACCGUCGGCAGCCAGUUCCAUCGAUCGGCGGCCGGGAGCCGGGACGGGCCCGUUACCGGCGCAGCGAGCACCGGCGUCGAAAACGACGGCACGCGAGACGGCCGACGACAGGAGCCCAGCCGCCGCGCGGGGGGCCCGCCUCUGUCCAUGAGUCCCAGCAGCACCGAGUACCUGGACAUGGACAAGAGCGACGACGUCGCGCACAAGAACCGCGGCCUGUACGUGUCGCACAAAUGCAUCGCCGUCUGCGUCGUCCUGGUCGUGGCAGCACUGGCCAUCGUCGGCAUCUCCACCAAACUGCUCACCGAGAAGGCCGAGCAGGGCCCUGCCAAGCCUGUCGAGCCGAUCAAGCCCGUGCCUCCCCUUCCCAAGAACGUGCGCCUGCCGCGGUCUCUGGUGCCCGUGCACUAUGACGUCGAGCUGGCGCCCACAAUAGAUGGGAACUUCACGUUCAACGGAUCCGUGGCGAUCCUCGUGCGCUGCGCGUCGGAGACUUCGAACGUGACGUUGCACAUUAAGGACCUCAACGUGUCGCACGUGUCCGUGAGCGAGUCGAACGCCGCCGGUGGUUCCCGCGUGGAACAUGACAGGUACGACGAAGACAAGCGCCUGCAGUUCCUCGUGAUCAAGCUCAAGAGGCCGCUCGCCGUGGGUGCCAACUACACCAUCAGGAUGAACUUUGUGGGCCUCUUGAACGACGAUCUGGCGGGAUUCUACCGGAGCUCGUACGUGGACGCUUCCGGACACAAGAGGUGGUUGGCGGCGACACAGUUCCAAGCGACGGACGCCCGCCGGGCGUUCCCUUGCUUUGACGAACCGGCCAUGAAAGCCACCUUCGCCGUCACCAUCGUUCGACCGACCAACAUGAAGGCGCUAUCGAACAUGCCUAUCAGCGCCACCACAAACAGGCCUAACGGAUUGCAGGCGGACGCUUUCCAGACUACUGUGCGUAUGUCUACUUAUUUGCUGGCGUUCGUGGUGAGCGACUUCGAGUCUCGGGGCGAUGACAAGUUCAGAGUAUGGGCCCGGCCAAACGCCAUCUCGGCCGUGGAUUAUUCGUUAUCAAUUGGUCCCAAGAUCUUGGAAUUCUACGAGAAGUACUUCUCGGAAAAGUAUCCACUCCCAAAGACUGACAUGGUGGCACUGCCGGACUUUAAUGCUGGCGCCAUGGAGAAUUGGGGACUGGUCACCUUCCGAGAAACGGCUCUACUCUUCAACCCGAACGAGUCAUCGGCCGGAAACAAGCAGCGCGUCGCCGUCGUCGUCUCACAUGAACUCGCACAUCAGUGGUUUGGAAACCUAGUUACCAUGGAGUGGUGGGACGACCUGUGGCUCAAUGAAGGCUUCGCCACCUACGUUGAGUAUCUGGGCGUGGACUUCGUUCACAAGGACUGGGAGAUGGCACAACAGUUCAUCGGCGAGGAACUGCAGCCAGUAAUGGAGCUCGACUCCCUCAAGUCGUCGCACCCCGUCUCGGUUCCGGUCUACAACCCUGACGAAAUCAUCGAAAACUUUGACAAGAUAUCUUACGGAAAGGGGGCAUCCAUAAUUCGCAUGAUGAACUUCUUCCUCACAGAACCGGUCUUCAGGAAAGGUGUCUCGACCUACCUGAAGAAACGGUCUUUCAACAACGCUCGCCAGGAUGAUCUUUGGGCGGAGCUCACCAUGGCGCAAAAUGAAAGCAACCGCGUCGACGUCAAGACUGUGAUGGAUUCGUGGACUCUCCAGACGGGCUACCCGGUCAUCACCGUCAACAGGUCAUACGAGAGCGGCUCGGCAAACAUCUCGCAAGAGCGCUUCUUGGUCGACGGCAGCAAGGACAACAAGACGCUGUGGAAAGUACCUUUCACCUACACCGACGCCAGGAGUCCCAACUGGAACGCUACAGAACCCAAGCUGUGGUUUAACAACAAAACAGCCGUUAUCACGGACCUGCCAACAUCGAGGUCUGAUUGGUUCAUUGCGAACGUCCAGCAAGUGGGAUUCUACAAGGUCAACUACGACGAACUAAACUGGAAGCUCCUGAUUAAGCAGCUCACGGAAAAACAUACGGAUAUUCACGUCAUUAACAGGGCUCAACUAUUGGACGACAUUUUGGAUCUGGCAAGGGCUGGCACCGUCGACUAUGGCUUGGCUCUGGACGCGACUCAGUACUUGGCUAAGGAAGAGUCGUACAUCGCCUGGAGCCCCGUCGCCGCGAAUCUCAAUUUCAUCAGCCGCAUGCUGGAAACCACUGAAGUCUACGGAAAGUGGAAGAAAUACCUGCUCAGCCUUGUGAAGCCGAACUACGACCGCCUCACGUGGAACGAGGAGGAGGGAGAAUCCAUUCUCACGACGUUCCUUCGCACUGAAAUGUACGCGACGGCGUGCACGUUGGACCACGAGGACUGCGUCAAGGAGGCGCUCAACUACUUCCGCACCUGGAAGGAGAGCAAGGCGGAGAAGAGCCCCAUCAAACCCAACUUCCGCUCGUUUGUAUACUGCACGGCGAUCGCGAACGGCAACUACGACGACUGGCUGUUCAUGUGGGACAUGUACAACAAGACCACCGUGGCCUCGGAGAAAGUGAAGCAGCUGCAAAGCUUGGCCUGUUCCAGGGAACCAUGGGUCCUCAACAGUUUCCUGAUGAAGACGAUCACGCCCGACUCCGGCGUUCGUCGGCAGGACGGCGCGGCGGUCAUCGGCGCAGUCGCUUCCACUGUCUUCGGCCGCAGUCUCCUCUUCAACUUCUUGCUCGAGAACUGGGACGCCCUCUACAAGACCUAUUCCGCUGGGGCAUUCUCUCUUCCUCGCAUCUUCGGUUCAGCCAGUGGCUCGAUUCAUUCACGCUUCCAGCUGGAGAUGCUCGGCGUGUUCUACGAGAAACACAAGGAGAGUGUUUCGGCGGUGGGCCGGACCUACAAGCAGACCGUUGAGAAGGCCGAGUCCAACAUCCGCUGGAAGGAGAAGAACUACGCCCGGAUACGGGACUGGCUGAACGAGAAAAUAAAGUAGCCGCCCGGCCUCGCUUAGGCAUCCUAGGUUAUACCAAAUUGAUAAACCGAGAUGCGCUCUAUCUUUCUUUUUUUUUUGUUCCUGUACACUAUUCUCUUUAUUCCUCGUGCCGAAUUAUCUGCAGCUAAACGGAUUUUCAAAAGUGUGCCUGUCAUUUAGACCCGCCUACACUGACUGAAUUAUCCCUCUAAAAUUGUUACGGUUGCGUUUCUCGGUUAGGGUUUGCCGUAGACGAUUGUGCCGGGUACGCUGAGCGAGUGUACACAAUGUUCCGCAAGUAAUGCUGCUUGAAUGUUCCGCGUAUUCUCCUCUUUUGUUUUGUCUGUGCGUAUGAUUGUGUAAAUACGGAGCGUGUUACGCUGCCCAGUGGAAAAACACGACCUUGUGAUUCCUGUGAGCACUUGAAGAAAAAAAAAUCCGAUUUUAUUUCGAUUGACCAUGCGCAGUAAGCUGUUAAUCACCGCGUUUUAUUGCACUUUAUUCAUGCGUCAUGUGUAUGUGUGAUUUCGGGAGUGCCGAUCGGUUUCGUUAACGUAUGUGGAGAAAGAAAUAUCCCUGAUGAGUGGUCGUACGCGCUGCGACUGAUGCCAUUUCUUAACACCAUCCUUCCCACUUCCUUGAAACACUGGCUUGAAUGAAAAUCGGCGGCCGUGGCUCUGUUUCGGAUAGACGUGCUAUAAAUGUCUGUCCACGGUGCAGUUGCUGCGGACGAAUGACGGUCGCGAGUGACGUAUCGGUUUGUCACGUGAUGGUCGCAACAUGCUGCACGAGGUACAGUCGCACAAUUGUCACUUAAUUGACAUGUGUGUUUUGUUUUUGAAUACUUGAUUACGCUCCUUUUCACACUGUGACGGUAUUUUUUAACAGUGGACUUCGUUUGCGGAUAAUUUUAUUUCAGAAUUAAUGUAAGCACACUAUAUAUAUUGAGGUAUAUGGUUGGUUUUCACUGCGAAGCUACAAUGCACACGUUCUGUUUGCAUCACGAGUUGUCGCACCUUUUCACACUUGUGAGCUGCACCGUCGUUUAGGUUUCUUUGAAGAAAUUAUCAAUGGCCCGUCUUAGAACAGGUUGUCAGGUUUGCAUGAAUAUAUAUGCAUAUUUUAAAAUGCCACUGCAUUUCAACCUUCCCAAUUGCAGUCGUAUAAUUUUGCUUUUCUCUUGCGACAACCUUGUACAAAGGUUAUGUAACAUAGCUGGUUCGCGUGCUUUGGCGUAAGCUGAGUGAAUGCCUCGAUUCCUCUACUCACUGCUACCGGUCAGCAGUGUGAAAACACGUGCAGUGCUACUCCGUUCCAUUAGUGUCACCGCGCAUCAUGUUGCGCUUUACAUAAACGACUCCAUACUAGGGGCACUCCGGGAGCCCUCGAGUGUGUCAUUCGGGAUGAGCAGGUUGGCAUAACGGGGACCUCAUUUCGCACUGGCGUUGCUUCUGCUAGGUUUUCGGUGGCUGCGAUCACGUUUGUGCAAUCCAUUUGUAGGUUUCACUCUGCACGCUUGUAAAUCCCUAUAUACUUCCUAACUCGGAGUUGUUUUGAGUGUGUAUAAUUUGUCGAACUACGAAAUAUGAUACAUUUUGAACCACUGCACAUAUCGCUGUAGGAGAGACAAUUUUGAAUGCACGCUGUCGCGAUUUUAACCCUGCUCUCGAGUGUACUUUCUUGAAUAGACCUGUUGUUGAUUCGUGGUGCUUUCGCGGCUGCGGCGGCGAAAGAUGAAAGCGAAAGUGAGUCAUGUUUGACCUGCACGGGUCGCUAUUUGUCAUCUGUAUCAUCCCACAUUUUUGUCCUGUAAACUUACUGUAAAUAAAGGCGAUAAGCGUACAACA
Molecule: messenger RNA, 5210 nt
Organism: Rhipicephalus sanguineus (brown dog tick)
Lineage: Eukaryota; Metazoa; Arthropoda; Arachnida; Ixodida; Ixodidae
Product: aminopeptidase N
Exons: 20
Coding region: 16-3384 (1122 amino acids)
Biological process (GO): proteolysis; peptide catabolic process
Cellular component (GO): cytoplasm
Molecular function (GO): peptide binding; metalloaminopeptidase activity; zinc ion binding
Source: RefSeq, a predicted model, not a curated record